AUGGCUGUGCCUGAUUCUGUGAACCUACGGAACCUCUCGGGGACAUACAACCUUAAUAAGAGUCUGUCAGAUUCGACCGAUGCAACCUUACAGAUGCAAGGCAUAGGCUGGAUAGUUCGUCAAGCUGUCAAAUUCUCGAACGUUACGCUCCUCGUCAAGCAGUUCGUCGACGAAAACGGCCUCAUGCAUAUAGACAACGAACAGAUUACGACUGGAAACAUUCGCAACCUCGAGGAACGCAUAAUAGACUACCAAUGGCGGGAAAAAGACGACAGGGUAUUUGGAAAAGUCAACGGACGCUCACGCUAUGUCAAGCUGGAUGAGAUAGAGACCGACUACCUCAAGCAAGGCUGGGACGAACAGUUCCUUGCCCAGAGUGAGAACGAGGUUGUUCAGGUCUUUGUUGAUAGUGUAGGCAAGAAACCGAACUGGGAAGCAGAACAGGUCUGGGGUUUCGAAAUAGUGGACGGCCAGAAACGACACACAAGGCGUAUAGUCGUCAGAAAGGGCAAGGAGGAGCAUCACAUUCGCUUGGUGUACGACUGGAUCGAGGAGAAGGACAAGGAUGCGGAUUUGGCCUAUUGA
Aureobasidium melanogenum CBS 110374 is the source of this 585-nucleotide messenger RNA. RefSeq lists its product as uncharacterized. The coding region runs from base 1 to 585 and encodes 194 amino acids. NCBI's taxonomy places the organism in Eukaryota, Fungi, Ascomycota, Dothideomycetes, Dothideales, Saccotheciaceae. The record is from RefSeq and is a predicted model, not a curated record. The transcript has 4 exons.